Marasmius oreades (fairy-ring Marasmius) is the source of this 1456-nucleotide messenger RNA. RefSeq lists its product as uncharacterized. NCBI's taxonomy places the organism in Eukaryota, Fungi, Basidiomycota, Agaricomycetes, Agaricales, Marasmiaceae. Gene Ontology annotation, cellular component: mitochondrion. The transcript is spliced from 8 exons. Gene Ontology annotation, biological process: folic acid-containing compound biosynthetic process; tetrahydrofolate interconversion. The record is from RefSeq and is a predicted model, not a curated record. Gene Ontology annotation, molecular function: 5-formyltetrahydrofolate cyclo-ligase activity. The coding region runs from base 153 to 785 and encodes 210 amino acids.
GUACAUGUUUGGCAUCGUCACAGAGGGGUCGGUGACAGGCCUAUAAACAUACGGCUGCGCGAGCGCUGAGCGUAUUCGGCUCUUUCUCGUACCGACUUGGUCCUCUACCCCCUCUCGAGUCAGAAGUUUCCAUAGAAGUCUUGCAGGACAUCAUGAACGUCGUUGUUGCACAAAAGGAGGCCCUGCGAAAAUCUGUGUCCUCUGUUUUACGAACUCUCGCUGCGUCGAGUAUCGAUGAGCAAUCAAAAUUAGUCUCAGCAAAAGUGCUGGAACUUCCACACUUCCGACAAUCUCAAAACAUCAGCUGCUAUCUUAGCAUGCCCUCCGGCGAACUGGACACCUCAGACAUCGUUUCAGAGAUUCUCAAGUGCGGCAAGACGCUGUUCGUUCCGAAAAUCGACAAGAAGACACCAGGGCGUAUGGACUUAGUGCGAGUUUACAGCAACGAUGAUUUGAACUCGUUACCUAGCGGAUUAUGGGGAAUAAAGGAGCCCACCAGCGAUUUCUCAGGUCAGCCUAGGGCAAACGCCUCGGAUGAAGGAUUGGAUAUGGUAAUCGUUCCAGGUGUGGCCUUUGAUAACUCAAUGUCGAGGCUAGGACAUGGAAAGGGAUAUUACGAUCAAUACCUCUCGGCUUAUACGGUGACUGGCCGCCCGCCUCCAUUACUCGUUGCGUUAUCUCUUCGAGAACAAAUGAUGGAAGGUCAUUCGGUUCCUGUGGACGAGAGUGAUUGGAAAAUGGAUAUGGUUGUGACACCGAACGAAAUUGUAUCUGGUAGAGGAUGAUCGUUCAUUUUGUUCUAGAGCUGUGUGCGCUGGAAGCUGGUCCACUCUUCAGCUAAGUAUUGGACCUUAGAAACCAAUAAGUUCUCGUCUCACCAACGUUAGUGGGGAGACCAAUGGAAGGGCUCGUACGAGCCCAUCGUUGACCGAGGACCCUCUGGUGAAGAGAGUAUGCGCACCAGCCUGUCACUUGCAAUGAAUUCCAAGACCCAUUACGGAAGAAGAAGGAAGGUAUGCUGGCCCUAGAUUAGAGUCAAGAUUGACCGCGCAACAAACAGGUCAUUGACGAACCCAGUUGCGGCACUAAUACGCCCUUCGCCCCCGAUUCAAAAUUUCCGGGUGAUCCAUCAGGGUUAAACAGUUUCGUGGCUAGUUGGGAGGUGAUCACGACCUAAAUAAUCUCAAUGAAUUUGCAGCAGGGCCAUCGAUACGCAGGAAAACUGACGGUCAAGUUGUGAGCAGCGCAAUCAUGAACUAAGGGAACGAUAUAGUAUCUAUGACGAGGAGAGAUAACUGGUUUCCGCCGCCGUCAGACAAUACACAGACAGUGAAUAUUAGCACCUACUGUAGGAUGUGCCAACAGAUAAGUACCCAGAUUAUGGAUGAAUAUCACAAAUUGAAGCAGAGCAGAAACUUUCAAGUAAGACAGAAGGGUCUGAUGGUUGGGUAGGUCU